CAGUCUCCGUGUCUUGGUAUUGCCAGUUCCUUCUGCCUGGAAUGCUUCCUCAUCUUAGUUUCUUUCCUGCCCAGCAGCUUUCCAUGUGUUCUCCAGAACUAGCUCCAAGGGCACCACUUCUCUGCUUCCCAGUAUUUCCUCAGACACAUAAAUUCCUCAUCUAUGCCUGCCUGCUGCUGUUCUCUGUGCUGCUGGCCCUUCGUUUGGAUGGCAUCAUUCAGUGGAGUUACUGGGCCGUCUUUGCUCCAAUAUGGCUGUGGAAGUUGAUGGUCAUUGUUGGAGCCUCAGUUGGAACGGGAGUCUGGGCACGAAAUCCUCAAUAUCGAGCAGAAGGAGAAACGUGUGUGGAAUUUAAGGCCAUGCUGAUUGCAGUGGGCAUCCACUUGCUUCUGCUAAUGUUUGAAGUUCUGGUCUGUGACAGAAUCGAGAGAGGAAGCCACUUCUGGCUUCUGGUCUUCAUGCCACUGUUCUUUGUUUCCCCGGUGUCUGUUGCUGCUUGCGUUUGGGGCUUUCGACAUGACAGGUCCCUAGAGUUAGAAAUCCUGUGUUCUGUCAACAUUCUCCAGUUUAUAUUCAUUGCCUUAAGACUGGACAAGAUCAUCCACUGGCCCUGGCUUGUUGUGUGUGUCCCCCUGUGGAUCCUCAUGUCCUUUCUGUGCCUGGUGGUCCUCUACUACAUCGUGUGGUCCGUCCUGUUCCUGCGCUCUAUGGAUGUGAUUGCAGAACAGCGCAGGACACACAUCACCAUGGCCCUGAGCUGGAUGACCAUCGUCGUGCCUCUUCUGACUUUUGAGAUUCUGCUGGUUCACAAACUGGACGGCCACAACGCCUUCUCCUGUAUCCCGAUAUUCGUCCCUCUGUGGCUCUCGCUGAUCACUCUCAUGGCCACCACGUUUGGGCAGAAGGGAGGAAACCACUGGUGGUUUGGCAUCCGCAAAGAUUUCUGUCAGUUUCUGCUUGAAAUCUUCCCAUUUUUGCGAGAAUACGGAAACAUUUCCUACGAUCUCCAUCACGAAGACCACGAGGAAACGGAAGAAACCCCAGUUCCGGAACCUCCUAAAAUCGCCCCCAUGUUCCGAAAGAAGGCCAGGGUGGUCAUUACCCAGAGCCCUGGGAAGUAUGUGCUCCCACCUCCCAAGCUAAAUAUCGAAAUGCCAGAUUAGAUGCCACGUGCGGGGACGAGCUUCAGGGGAUCGGGACGUGCGCUCUCUCCGCUUCCUCCGCCUCCUUGUUCACCCUGCAACCUGGGGCCGGAACUGGGGCUGGGCCUCCAGGGAAGUCCGUCUCAGCCUGGUUUGCGCCCAGCGCCUGUCAGCCACUCACCACGAUGGGGCGCAGAGGGGGCAGGUGACUGGGUGGGUGUCAGCGACCCUGGAUGCCAGGGAG
Messenger RNA from Carlito syrichta (Philippine tarsier), 1386 nucleotides. It is a transcript of the gene TMEM185A, whose product is annotated as transmembrane protein 185A. The transcript is spliced from 7 exons. The coding region runs from base 42 to 1163 and encodes 373 amino acids. The record is from RefSeq and is a predicted model, not a curated record. Gene Ontology annotation, cellular component: dendrite. NCBI's taxonomy places the organism in Eukaryota, Metazoa, Chordata, Mammalia, Primates, Tarsiidae.